AUGACAGUUAGCUUUGACCGUGCCGGGAGACAGUAUCACCGUACGGUGGGUGUGUGGUUCGUGUGGUCCGUUGGUAUCCUGCUGGCAGGAAGUCAACUGCUGGUGGCGGUGGAUACCAGCGCAAGUGUUGCGGUUACUACGCACGCCAAUGUGAUCAUUCCGGCCGGCGGCCGGUUGGUGUCGGUGAUGCCGGACGGAACCGGAGACGCCAACAAUGCGUCAAUGCUGCUGGACGUGGGCAACGGCACCACCAGCCGGCAGCCGCCCCGGGAAGAGUCGGCAGCGGACGGACUGGAAACGGGCACCGUGCCGGUAAUCGAGCUGAAACGGGGCCAAUGUCGCUGCUGGAAUUCGACCGAGGAAGCGUUGGGCGAGGUGCAGUGCCGCUGCCUCGGACAAUCGAUUGUGCGCGUGCCGCAGAAGCUGACCGGCAUGCAGCGGCUGACGCUGGAAAAGGUCGGCAUCAAGCGAUUGCGUACCAACGCGCUGACGGUGUACGCGGACACGUUGCAGGAUCUGUUCUUCAUCUACCUGCGGGAAUUUCAUCGCAUCGAACCGGCCGCCUUCUCCCGGUUGCGCCACCUCCGUACGCUCUACAUUGCACACGCACCGAAACUCGAAUUUCUGCCCGCGGAUGUGUUUGAAGGCAUUUCGAUGAAGCUGAAAACGCUGAGGAUUAUACACAGCGGACUGCUCGCAGUGCCUGACCUGCGCGUUCUCUCCGACCACAUAAUAAUGCAUAUGGUUGAUUUGGAUGGAAAUCAAAUUCGCGAAAUUUACGAGCGAUCGAUACAACUGAAGACUGACGAGCUAAUUCUCGACAAUAAUGCCCUCUCGGAGAUUCACGGAUCGGCAUUCCAUGGUUCGGAAAUAGCUAAACUGAGUAUCAAAAUGAACUACAAGUUGAAAGAAAUCCACGAAAAAGCAUUCGUGGGAAUAAGUAACAUAAGAGAGCUUGACCUGUCCGGGACUGCUAUUGAGGAGUUGCCGACAGAAGGUUUAGCAGAGCUGGAAAUACUGCGCAUACAGCACACACACUCACUGAAAACUAUUCCAUCGGUGUACAACUUCAAGAACUUGCGGACCGCCUACCUGACGCAUUCGUUUCACUGCUGUGCGUUCAAGUUCCCGGCCCGCCACGACCCAGACGCACACGAGCGCAACCUGAAGAAGUUCUACGAGGUGCAGCACCGGUGCAUCGCGAACGGCUACUCAACGCCACACUUCAAGCUGGAGGUACCAUCCAGUGCUGAAACGCCACUCGUGCUCGAAGCCGACGGUUCCGACAGUGGAGCGGAGCGAAACAGUCGCAACCGUCGUUCGGCGGACUUUCACAGUUGGUUUGCCCGGCUAACGUCGAGCGACGAAACCGGCGAGCAGCCGGCUAGAGGUGAACCGUUGCCGAAGGGUAUUGAUCUGUCGGACAAAAGGAUGGGCGAUAUUGUGGAAGAUAAUUAUCUGCUGCCUAUCACCGGACAUCCGGUGGACGAUGCGGGCGACCAGACGAUGGGCAGUGGGCUGUACACGGAAAAUCCGCUGUUGGGCGAGUUCCACGAGACGGUUGCACAAAUUUCGUCUAUGGAGGCACUGUGUGGUAAUUUAACGCCAAUGAUCUUGGAUGUAAAGUGUUAUCCAAUGCCAGACGCAUUAAACCCGUGCGAGGACGUCAUGGGAUCCCAUUGGCUGCGGGGCUCUGUAUGGGUGGUGGUGCUGCUCGCCGUAUUUGGCAACGUGGCCGUAGUCGUGGUACUGUUCUCCAACCGCAGCGAUCUGACAGUGCCAAAAUUCCUGAUCUGCAAUCUCGCAUUUGCCGACCUAUGCAUGGGUCUGUACCUGCUCUUGAUAGCUUCGAUCGAUGCCCACUCGAUGGGCGAAUACUUCAACUACGCGUUCGAUUGGCAGUACGGCGUCGGCUGCAAGGUGGCCGGCUUUCUGACAGUCUUUGCCAGCCACUUGUCAAUCUUUACGCUCACGAUCGUGACGCUCGAGCGUUGGUUUGCGAUCACCCAUGCGAUCUAUCUGAACCGACGGAUCAAACUCUCAGCGGCCAUGUACAUCAUGGUCGUCGGCUGGGUGUACGCAAUCACGAUGGCGUCGAUGCCCCUGUUCGGCAUCAGCAACUAUUCGUCCACCUCGAUCUGUUUGCCGAUGGAGGCGCGGGACAGCUUGGACAUUGCCUACCUGCUUACGGUGCUGGUCGUGAAUGGGUGCGGCUUUGUCGUGAUCGUGGUCUGCUACGCGCAGAUCUAUCUGUCACUUGGCAAGGAAACGCGACAGGCAGCUCGUACGGCACACAGUGGCGAGAUGACAGUAGCGAAGAAGAUGGCCCUCUUGGUAUUUACGAACUUUGCCUGCUGGGCACCGAUUGCAUUCUUCGGGCUAACGGCGAUCGCCGGCUAUCCGUUGAUUGGUGUUAGCAAGUCAAAGAUCUUGCUGGUAUUCUUCUACCCCCUGAACUCGUGUGCCAACCCGUACCUUUACGCUAUUUUAACUGUCCAGUAUCGGAAGGAUCUCUUUUCCCUGCUCGCAAACUACGGUCUUUGCACGCAACGGGCACAACAGUACAAAAUGACCUAUUCGAUGCCCACCAACACAUUCCAGGUUGCACCGGCACGAGGUUCCGUGAACUACAACAGCAGCAACAACGGGACAGUGACGUCGGCGGCCGGCAUGGCGGCCCUUACCAGCACCGCCAACACGGACACGAUCACCACCACCAUCACGUGCGGCAGUGUGGUGCUGAGCACGAACGGUAAUGCCAAUGGGACGGCGACCGGUGGAGCGAACGCCAACAAUGGGACGAACGCGAACGGGACGAACGCCAGAACCAGCGGCGUGGAGGACGAAACAUUUCUUUGA
This is a messenger RNA of Anopheles marshallii, 2859 nucleotides long. It is a transcript of the gene Lgr1, whose product is annotated as thyrotropin receptor. Bases 1 to 2859 code for a protein of 952 amino acids. The transcript has 9 exons. Gene Ontology annotation, molecular function: G protein-coupled receptor activity; protein-hormone receptor activity; protein binding. Gene Ontology annotation, biological process: G protein-coupled receptor signaling pathway. Gene Ontology annotation, cellular component: membrane. The record is from RefSeq and is a predicted model, not a curated record. NCBI's taxonomy places the organism in Eukaryota, Metazoa, Arthropoda, Insecta, Diptera, Culicidae.